AUGGAGAUGGGGGUUCAUGAAUUCCUUGUUCUGCUGCAGCUGCUGCUAGUUCACCUUGGAUUCCCAGUGUGGGGUUCUCCACAGUCCCCCUUCUGUGAAAGCCACAUCCUGGAGAGAUACAUCCUGGAGGCCAAAGAGGCACAGAAUGCUACGGUAGCCUGCUUGGAAGAUUGCAGCCUGGGUGAGAACAUCACAGUCCCUGAUACCAGAGUGAACUUCCAUACCUGGAAGAAGAUGGAGGUGGGGCAGAAGGCAGGGGAAGUCUGGCAGGGAUUGACUUUGCUCUCUGAAGCUGUCCUGAAAGGCCAGGCCUUGCUGGCCAACUCUUCCCAGACACCAGUAGCCCUAAAGCUCUUUGUGGACAAAGCUGUCAGCAGCUUGAGAAGUCUCAGAUUCCUGCUUCGAGGACUAGGAACACAGGAGGAAGCUAUCUUUGUUCCAAAUGCCCCAACAGCAGUUCCACUUCGUACCUUCACUGUAGGGACUAUGGACAAACUUUUUCGAAUCUACUCCAAUUUUCUACGGGGAAAGCUCAAGCUGUUUUGGAGAGAAGCCUGCCAAAGAGAGGAGAGGUGACUAGCUGCUCCUCCACUCCACUUUAGGCCCAUCCACCAGCCCAUCCUACUCCAUGACACUGCUUGGGUCUGUCUGUGCCGUCACUGAUACCAGCACUCUCCGGGAAGCCGAGGCAACAGGGCCAGCCAGCUCCUGGACCCGCCAGGGCUAAGGAAGAUGCCUGAAGAGCCAAGAAACUACUACUCAAUUCUGAGUCCUGAGAUGAUCACAAUGUCACUACAGAAAACUAUGAACUGAUUUAGCGCCACGAGAGAAAAAUGCCUUAAUUCACCUUGGAGACACAAGGAUGCCAUUGCAGAAGUUUCAAAAGAAGAUGCUUUUAUCUGGGACCCCAGAACAGGGAAGAAGCAUUCAGGAGCUUAGGUGGCAAAUAGCCUAUUCUCGAGGCUUGGCUGACAUGUGUUAGCCAAAGACUAAUGACUUGAUGUAGAGGAGGAAGCACAGAAGAGAUAGAAUGGGGUCCCAGAUGGGGUAUCCUUAAUCUCAUUGGUGUCCAAUUUUUUUUGUCUUUUUUUUUAUAUUUAAAAACUUAAUUGCCCAGAAUUGAAAACCCCAAAUGGGACUUGGCUUUUCUAAUUUCCCCUUUGAUCCUGGCCAUUUAAAUUGUACUGCGGCUCUGUAGGUCCCGGCCUGGCCAGCAGCCCUGGGAAGCACGGAGGUCACAAGGGUCAGGCCCUACGUGCCGCCUCACCCAAUCUGCCUGACUUCUUGACCCCACUGGGCCUGAGACCACAGGCUCAACCACUGUUGGUCAAUAACCUGUCUCCAUUCAAGGUUGUUCCCCCGGCAACAGUUGCCAAUUUCUGGCAGGAGAAACCUUUUAAGGGAAUGAGGGGGUGGGAAAAGCACUCACUGGGGACUGGAGACUACUCCCAAUUAAGGCAAUUAGACACUUUCCUCACUGCUUCUUCUGCCGGUGGCCAGAUUUUGGCUCUACCUCCAGUCUCUGACACCGUUCUAGAGUCCAAGCAUCCCAGUAUCAAGUUACACUACCUACCUCAGUUUCCCUCUGUCUAAUUUAAUUCAGAAUCUUGUUUCCUUGCUGGUGUUUUUCUCUUUGCUCCCUAAUAUAACAUUCAGGCAUAAUGGAAAAGAGGCUUUGGAACACAACCCCUCAAUAUCCCAAUUUUUUUCAUAUUCACUCCUCCACUAUUCACCCUCAG
Molecule: messenger RNA, 1739 nt
Organism: Antechinus flavipes (yellow-footed antechinus)
Lineage: Eukaryota; Metazoa; Chordata; Mammalia; Dasyuromorphia; Dasyuridae
Gene: EPO
Product: erythropoietin
Exons: 5
Coding region: 1-576 (191 amino acids)
Cellular component (GO): extracellular region
Molecular function (GO): cytokine activity; hormone activity; erythropoietin receptor binding
Source: RefSeq, a predicted model, not a curated record